Ictalurus furcatus (blue catfish) is the source of this 4020-nucleotide messenger RNA. Its product is annotated as histone H2B. Bases 216 to 590 code for a protein of 124 amino acids. The record is from RefSeq and is a predicted model, not a curated record. The transcript has a single exon. Gene Ontology annotation, molecular function: DNA binding; structural constituent of chromatin; protein heterodimerization activity. Lineage: Eukaryota; Metazoa; Chordata; Actinopteri; Siluriformes; Ictaluridae. Gene Ontology annotation, cellular component: nucleosome.
AUGUUGUCCUGAAAGUACAACGGCGGGAAGGGAAACAAAGCGUAGCGGAGGAGGAGGCGGAGAAGUAGGAGGUGCCAUGCAGGAGGAGGUAUCGAAUUUUGGCCAAUCAAAAAAAGGUGUCUUGUCUGGGCGUUAUUAGCAUGUGGGUCUGUAAAUAGAGCGGGCGCGAGGCGGGCGCUAGUUAUUCUCUGUUCUUUUACUCGAGAAGCAGCAUCAUGCCCGAUCCAGCCAAGGCAGCGCCCAAGAAGGGAUCAAAGAAAGCCGUGACCAAGACGGCCGGCAAAGGAGGCAAGAAGCGCAGAAAGUCCAGGAAGGAGAGCUACGCCAUUUACGUGUACAAGGUCCUGAAGCAGGUGCACCCUGACACUGGCAUCUCAUCCAAGGCCAUGGGCAUCAUGAACUCCUUCGUGAAUGAUAUUUUUGAGCGCAUCGCCGGUGAGUCUUCUCGUCUGGCUCACUACAACAAGCGCUCCACUAUCACCUCCAGGGAGAUCCAGACCGCCGUGCGCCUGUUGCUUCCCGGCGAGCUGGCCAAGCACGCCGUGUCCGAGGGCACAAAGGCCGUCACUAAGUAUACCAGCUCCAAAUAAAGCGCGUUACCGCCGUCUUCAUCAACCCAACGGCUCUUUUAAGAGCCACCCACUUUUCAUACAAAGAGCGAUUUCCUCUCUUUUGCUUUUUCUCUCACGCUGUGUGUGUGUGUGUGUGUGAGAGAGAGAGUGAUAGAGGGGGACUUCUGAAGCGCUGCACUCCUGUGGAUGUUCAGGAUUUUGGGUAAUUAUAGCAGCCUGCUAAAUGCAGAGAUGAGUAUAUUUAAACGGUUGUAGCACGGUUUUGGGGGAUGGGGUUGUAUAAUCUGAGCAAUGCAAAAUGGGGCUUUAGCAGCACAAAGUUAUUCGUAUUAAGAUUGUAGCAAGAGGAAAUAACUGAAAAUGGUUUUCUAGUAGCACAUCAUUAUUAAUUAGAGGUGCCCAAACUUUUUCCUAGGAAGGGCCACAAAUCAAACUUGAUUGAGGGCUGUGGGCCGAAAGUUGCUGUGUGACAAUGUAAACUUAAAAAAAAAAACCCAACAUUUCCAUGUCUAGAGAAGAGGGACAUGGAAAUGUCCCUCUUCUCUAGGGACAUUUUAAAUGUUCUUUAAAAAUUAAAUCAUAAUGAUGAUGCUGUUAAACAGUUCAGAAGCUCCGUGUAUUGUCCUUGAUACGUGAAAACUAGACAAUGCACAGUAAUAACGCUGAUGAGCUGUGUCAGUCAGUCACUGCGUUUACAUGGACAACAAUAAUCCACUAUUAACCCGAUUAAGACAAUAUUCCAAUUAAGAAACUACCAUGUAGACAGCAAUUUUUAAUUACCUUAAUCUGAUUAAGGUCAUACUAGAAGUAAGCACUAAUUGAAUUAAGACAGGUGGAGUACUCCUGUUUUAGUCGCAUUAUCAACGUGUAUUACAGACAUGUAAUCACCUUAAUCACACUAUUAACGUGGUGAGUUUUCACCGCAUUUUGCGACAGGACAUGAUCACACACGGCAGUUAUACGUUUUAUGGCGAACAAGAGAGUUUGGCUGCGUCCCAAACUGCAUACUUUCCUACUAUAGGCCUGUAGUGGGGAUAAAUACAUGUAUCUCGGCUACUAUAUAGAAGGUAAGUACGCGGUUUGGGACUGUUGUGGAUAAAAAAUGUCAUAAAAUAAACAUAAGGGAGACCUAGCAUCCAGCAAAGGGGAGAAGAAGAAAAGACGGGCACCUAGACACAUAGAAGCGGGAUUAGGCGGACAUUGACAAAUUGGAAUUACACUUUAAAGAUCUUUAAGAGCAGUAGUAGUCAAAAAAGUCAAAAAGAGGUAUACGAGCUGAGCUGAGGAGUGCUAAUACACACACACACACACACACGCUCGUACAGUCAAGGGCGGGCAAGUAGACACAACAUACACACACACUCUCUCUUUCUCAUACACACACAUGAAUAACUUUAAUAAUAUCUUAUAGUAAUAGAGAAACUCUCUAUAAAAAACAGAAUAGUAGGAUAUGCAGGACAGUAGAACUGUAAUGAUAUUAAGAAGUUGGAAGUACAGUAAACCGCUUUUCAAGUAGUAUAAAUAUAUAUAAAAUAAGAAAUAUAGUGCAAAUAUGAAAAUAAAUUAUAAACUAGAAAUACAGGAAAAUGUAAACUUACUCAUGACUCAAAUGGUGAAGGUUCUUGUCUCACAAGGAAGGCCUUAAUUUUAAGAAAGAACCAUGAGGAGCCAUUUAUAAGGGUGGCUGAGUCAACCUGCCCCCCCGCGAGAUAACAAUAAGACCAAGGUCACUCUAGAUUGUUUAGUCUUGUCCACUUUCUAUUUUACGGGUUAUUCAAAUUCUCUGGUUUCGAUUCUCUGGGUAAUUCAAAACUCUGGUUUCUGAUUCUCUGAGUAACUAAAAACUCUGGGUUUUUAUUUUCUGGGUUAUUAGAAAUGCCUGGGUUCUGAUUUUAUGUGUAAAUUAAAACCCCUGGUUUCAGUUCUAUGUGUAAGUGAAAUAGCCCUUUUCUGGAACAUAAGAGUAAGGUAAAUGAGCUCUUUUUUAACCCUAUUGGUAGUGAGAUCAUAGUCUUCUUGAAACAUAUGGGUUAUUUAGUGUGUAAAUACAGUAUAAAUACUGGCGCUUAAGCUCAGGGUAUUGGGAUCACUUCUGAGAAUUCUCAUCGGUGUGGAUCUCGUGUGGUGGAAUGGAACAAUAAAGCUGGACCCUUGCUUCUUCUCACUCACGGCUGGUGUAUUUUUUUCUAUCUCCAACUGGGCUCAGAGGUAGAUGUGAGUAUUGGCUUCUAUGUUGAAUUUUAAGUGUUUUUGGGUAAUAGGCUAAAUUUGAGCCAACAGGACGCAGCCCACAGCUUCAAGCAGUUGCCUAUUAGCAUGUAUAGCAUGGCAAAUAAUUAACCGCACUUAAAGCAUUUGUAAAAAAAAAUAAAUAAAAUAAAAACACCCAAAACUGUAUACGGUACCAUAACGAAGACGAACUGUAUGUUGAUAUGUGAAAUUCUGGAGGGACGUCGGACGGCGUGGUAUGGUGACGUAAUGACACGGGCUGUUAAUCUAAUUAUGUUCUAAAACAUGUAAAAUGGGAACAUGACAGGAGUAUUCUAAAAGCAACUCAUGUAAACACCUUAAUCACGUUAUUAUCUUACUCAGAGUAAGGUCAAUAAUUAGAUUACUGCUGUCCAUGUAAACGUAAUCAGUGUAAAAUAGCCCAAACCCACCUUCUGUUUCAGGCGGCAUUGUGCUGGAUGGAGCUUGACUGCCCUCGUGUGUCCAAACUCGGGAACGGCAGUUUCCCAGAAGGGGUAUUCUGUUCCAAGUUCGUGGUAGUUAGCCAAGAAAUAUUACAUGAUUACUAUUACUCUCCCCCCCACCCCCCUUUUUUUUUUUAAACCUGUUUGUGAUAAUUAUUGUAUACAUUACCUUUAUCUUUGUAAUGUUCCUCCCUAUUUGUCACCUAUUCUCGAGUAAAAUAGAUGAGGCCACGUAGGGAACACAUGAAGCAGUGAUGAGAAUGAAAUUUCUACUAUUAGAAAUACAUUAAUAUUUUCAUAUUACAAAUCAAUUUGUGUACUUUAACAUUAUAUAAUAUACAUAGCAGUAUAUUUAUCAAUUCAAUUUUUAUUUAUUUGUAUAGCGCUUUUACAAUAGACAUUGUCUCAAAGCAGCUUUACAGAAAUAUCAAAUUAUUUAUCAUCAUCAUCAUCAUCAUCAUCAUGUGUGAAUAUGCUUUAAAUGUGUUUGUGUGCUGUCUGUAUACCGUGUCUCUUUCCGUCUGUCUGGCCGGCACGCGCACAUAUAUAGUGAAAUCGGAGCAGCGUUCAGAGUUCUAGACCUGUCCUAGUGGUAUGCGUGACCAUUUUCCCCGUUUAUGACGCCGCGAAUGUCGAGUUAUUAAACGUUGUGGUAUCUGAGCAGGCCUCUGUAUUCAUUUGAACGGAGUUGUAUUAAAUCAUUGCUGUAUCUAACCUUUGCAUUUUGGUAAAUAAAUAAAUGACUUUUAUCCAAA